AUGGGAGAUUCCCAGAUGGUCACGCAACUGGAACCAGUGGUCUUCAAGGACGUGGCCAUGUACUUCACGCAGAAGGAGUGGCAGCUGCUGAAGCCUGCUCAGAAGGACCUGUACAAGGAUGUGAUGCUGGAGAACUAUGGGCAUCUGUCUUCCCUGGAGCAUCAUCGUAUUCAUCAGGAGGAGAAGGCCUACCAGUGUAAAGAAUGUGGGAAGAACUUCCGAAAUGGCUCCCACCUUUCAGAGCACAAGAGAAUGCAUCUGCCAGGAACCCGAGAGGACUGCCAAGAAUGUGGGAAGGCCUUCACCAGCAAGGUGGCCCUUCUCAAGCAUCAGAAAAGCCAUGAAAUCAGCCUGAGGCAAAAGCACAGCGGCCACCCGUCCCUUCUGCGCAUGCGGCUGGUCCCGGAGGCGUUCCCAGCUCCUGAGAGGACGCGCCAGUUCUGGGCCUCGUGGUUGGGCGCGGCCGCCGCCAGGGCGCAUGCAGAGAGCCGCCAGGGCGCGUGCGCGGAGCCGCCAGCGCGCAUGCCAGGGCCGGCGGCGCGAGGUGAGCUCCGGCGGGCGCUGCGGUGGGGGUGCGCCCCUCAGAGCGCGGGGCCCGGGGGCGGCGCGGGCUGCAGCCUCGGGGCGGGGCACACGGCGGGGCCGGGAGGGGAAGGGGCGCCCCGGGCGGGCGUGGGGCGGCUGCGCAUUUGGUGUCCUCUGUGGGCGCCUCCUCGGAGGGACGGAGGGGAGGCUGUGAGCCACGUCCACGAGCACUGUCGGCAGUGGCUGCAGCUGGAGACCCACACCACGGAGAAGAUGCUGGAGCAGCUGGUGCUGGAGCGGUUUCUGAACACAGUGCCAGAGGAAGUCCAGAUACGGUUUCUUCGCACAGACUCUGUCCUUGCAGAAAACAGGGACGUCAAAGAAGAAAGGAUACUUGAUAAUUUGCCAUCUGCUGGAUUCCAGUUAGGAGAGUUUCUGGUGUUUUAGGAGUUGGUGACAUUCAAGGAUGUGGUUGUGGGCUUAAGCCCAGAGGAAUUAAGCUACCUUAGUCCUGCUCAAAGGAGACUCUACCAGGAAGUGACGUUGGAUAAUAACAGGAACCUGGUCUCCCUGGGGUAUCAAUUCUCUAAACCGGACAUUAUCUCACAGCUGGAAGAGGAGGAGUCACGUGUGAUGGAGGAAGGCAUCGGUACAAUGAAAUUUCAAGGUGAGUAAAGGGACAAGCCCAGGGAGAUGGGAAAUCGACAUGAGGACAACCAGGAGAAACUUUUGGGUUCUGGAACAAUGAGUGACCCCCAGAUCUUCACUCAGGAAGGAAGCCAUAGUGUGAGCGCAUAUAUUACUAAACAAUCAGAGCUCCCUCAAGGAAAAGAUCCCCAGGAAUGUGCUUCUCCUGGAAUUGGCACCAGUCCCCAGCCACUGAGCAAAGAACCUUUCCACCAAAAGAACAACAAAUGUGAAUUUUGCAAAAGCACAUUUAGUACCCAGAUGGACCUUGACAGACAUGAGCAGAUCCAUAUUAGGAAGAAACCCUUUGGAUGUGAACAAUGUGGGAAAGCGUUCUACCUCAUGCCACACCUCACCAGGCAUCAGAGGAUGCAUUCCGAUGAGAAUCCCUGUGGAUGCAAUGAAAAUGGAGAGUCCUUCCGCCAGAGAGCAGAUCUCUGUGGACCUGCCAGAAUUCCAGGUCAGGAGGACUACUAUGAAUGUAUUCAGUGUGGUAAAGCUUUUAUCCAAGAUGUACGUCUUUUUCAACAUCUCAAAGCCCAUGAAGCAGCAAAAGCUCUUCCACCUGGGUUGCCCCGCAACAAAACAUAUUUAAUUCGCUGUCAGCAGAAACAUAAGGAUGUCAGAGAGAAAGCUUAUCAGUGUUGUGAUUGUGGCAGAGCCUUCAGUCGGAGUUCACAUCUCAUUCAACAUUAUCAAAUUCAUGCGCAAGAAAGGCCUUACCAGUGUCAGCUGUGUGGGAAAUGUUCCAGCCGACUCUCAUGCCUCACUCAGCAUUAUCAACUGCAUUCUCAAGAGAAACCCGUUGAGGACCAUUACUGUUGA
Messenger RNA from Choloepus didactylus (southern two-toed sloth), 2037 nucleotides. It is a transcript of the gene ZIM2, whose product is annotated as zinc finger imprinted 2. Gene Ontology annotation, molecular function: DNA-binding transcription repressor activity, RNA polymerase II-specific. NCBI's taxonomy places the organism in Eukaryota, Metazoa, Chordata, Mammalia, Pilosa, Megalonychidae. The record is from RefSeq and is a predicted model, not a curated record. Gene Ontology annotation, biological process: negative regulation of transcription by RNA polymerase II.